This is a messenger RNA of Manihot esculenta (cassava), 876 nucleotides long. RefSeq lists its product as uncharacterized. The record is from RefSeq and is a predicted model, not a curated record. Bases 124 to 525 code for a protein of 133 amino acids. The transcript has 2 exons. Lineage: Eukaryota; Viridiplantae; Streptophyta; Magnoliopsida; Malpighiales; Euphorbiaceae.
CUCCUCUCUCCACGCUUACGCUUCACUUUCAUCUGGCUUUUCCUCUCCUCUUCUUCUUCGUCUUCUUCAACACAUGAGAGGAGUUCCUAGCUCCUCACCUGUUGCUGCAACUGCUAGUCUGCUAUGGAGAGUCCAGAUUUUUCACCAUCCCACGUGGACGCAUCUCGGCCGUCCCUCGGCUUCCCUCUCGGUACUGCCUUGCUCUUGAUCAUUAUCUUCACCUUGAGCGGUAUUUUCUCCUGCUGUUACCACUGGGACAAGUUCAGAUCACUCCGUCGCUCUUCCUCCGGCAACGCUGAUCCCGAGGAUCACUUCGAGCCUUCGCCCGCCAAAUCUAAGCCUCUUCACACGGAUUCGAAGCAAAAUGAAAGCCCAAGCUUACCAGUACUAAUGCCUGGAGAUCAGAUCCCGAAAUUUAUCGCAUUGCCAUCUCCUUGUAAGCCGCCGCGAGCUGAGGAAGUUGCCGUCAGAGUCCAUAGGCUCCCGCCGCCUAAACUGCCGCGAGUCCCGGUUCCUUUGUUUUAGUACAGACUCACCGUACUGAUUUUCUUUUCUUUUCUUUUUUUUUUUUUGGUUAUAACAUUUUAGGAAAUCAAAAGAUAUGUAGAAGAAGAAGAAGAAGAAGAGUAGAGUGUUUGCUUGAUCGUUACCUCCGAUUAGAUCAGGUCAAUUUAUAUACAUUUUACUGCUAAUUAUAAGAAGAUUAAAUUCAAAAGAAAAAGAAAAAAGAACAGUAAAGAUUGUGAGAAAGCGAUUUCUGUGAAUGGCAGAGUAGCAGAAGCUUUCAAACUCCUCUGUUUUUGGCGCUGUUUAUCACCUUCCAAUUUUAACCCGUUUUGGGAUAUUUAAAGAAUUCUAACGAUACCAGAGUUUAUC